UUAUCCAUUCUUCACUAACAAAUAAAACACAGUGAAAACGACCCGUUGUACAAGUGAGAUUACACGUUUAAAGGGUUAAAAACGUGGACGUGUUGCUGAACAAAACCUGAUAACAGUGACAUCAAGCCUCUUACUUGUCUCCUAGACGGAGAGAGUAAGACUUCAAAGGUAGAUCUUUGGUGUGACUCUGCGCGGAUGCGCACCGACCUUGGAGUCUCCAGACGCGCAGCGGAGGAUUUUGCGCACUGAAAUCAAGUAUAGCUGAAGAGAGCGCACUGCGAGCGGACUGCUGUCUGACUGACUGCAGUCCUGUCACUGGGAUACGGGCUCACUUGGCUGUACUUUACCGCGUACAUCAUCACUUUAUUAAUACCAUUGUUCGGGAUUAAGUAGGGGAAAUAGACAAAUAGUCUACAGUUUAUUUCGGUUUGGCUUGAUUCGCAACUUAGAGGAGAGUUGUUUCAACUGAGCCACUGAAUGUAGCCGUUCCACCUUGUUUGUAGAGAAAUCCAAGUGUCCCAGCUGCUCAGGGAAAAUUCAACGGAUACGGAGACAUUUGAGAGGAUUUUAGGACUCUUUCCCGAAAGUGGAUUGAACAAGGAUGAUUCCAACCGUUUUACCCAGCUAAGUGAGAUAUUACAUUUCAAACACGGUGAUCACAGCAAUGCUUCAACGGCAUGUGCGUCUGUCCCUCUCCAAAUCUUCCAGAGAGGAUUUAAGCGCCGCUCAUUUUGAAUAAGUCAAGAAGUCACUGAAGAUGAGAGCUCUGCAAACAUUCCUGUUUCUUUUCCUCCUGCACCAGGUCACAUGCAGGAAAGCGCAUGGAGGAGCCACAGAGCUCAUCGAGUGGGGCGACAGUGAUAAUGAACAGACGAUUUCUCCCACGGGGGCCAGUCCACGGAUCCUCAACCCCCUGCGUUUGUUUGCCAGGGGCUCCCCCGGGUUCAAGAGCAACAUGAGGGAAAUUACAUAUUUACAGAACAUGGAGGACUUCUGGGACUGGUUAUCUAACCAGACAGAUGUUCAGGGUGCACAGGCCAGAACUAAACGCAGGCCCAUCGUGAAGACUGGCAAGUUCAAAAAGAUGUUCGGGUGGGGGGAUUUCCACUCCAACAUCAAGACUGUCAAACUCAACCUGCUGAUCACAGGGAAGAUCGUGGACCACGGGAACGGCACUUUUAGUGUUUACUUCCGCCACAACUCCACGGGCCUGGGGAACGUGUCGGUCAGCCUGGUGCCGCCCUCCAAGGUGGUGGAGUUUGAGAUCGCCCAGCAGUCCACUCUGGAGACCAAAGACACCAAAUCGUUCAACUGUCGCAUUGAGUACGAGAAGACGGACCGCAACAAGAAGACUGCCCUGUGCAGCUUCGACCCGUCUAAGGUGUGCUAUCAGGAGCAGACGCAGAGCCAUGUGUCCUGGCUGUGCUCAAAACCCUUCAAAGUCAUAUGCAUCUAUAUAGCCUUUUACAGUGUAGACUAUAAACUGGUGCAGAAGGUAUGCCCUGACUACAACUACCAUAGUGACACACCCUACUCCUCCACAGGAUGAUCUAGCUGUUGUUAGUAUGCAUCAACCUUUUGUUUGAUCUUCAAAUAAUGUAAACGUCAACCUCUAAGCUCCUUGUCCCGAAAUACCUAAAUACCUGAGACAUGUUGCAGGAAGUGCAACUUACAAUGGGACACACUCUGGAGAGGUUCGAUGCAUUGUUACAAAAUGUGUGUAUAUACGGCAGACAAGUAUACAGAUCUAACACUUGAGAUAGUUAGGUGUCCAGGGACUUGGUUUUAGGGGUUGACUUGGGAUUCAGAGCUAGCUACCAACCCUGGGUGACUUCUCCCCAUCCCAACAGCACAUGUUCUCCGUAAACCACUGGUAUAAUUAGCAUGUUGUCCAGCUGUUUUCUUCAAGGCUAGACCAUAGGCAAGCAGCAUCUCAGUUGGCAGCGCAUAGCUGGCUUCUGUGCCAGAGCUGCAUUGAUCCUAACAUUGUCCAACAAUUUCCUCACCUCAUUUAAACAGUUAUGGGAUGAAAUAUGACAAGACUUUGAAUCAUGUUAAUAAUUACAGUACCAAUACAUUUGCAUUGUUAUUCAACAGGGCAUAAAAUGAGAUAUUUCACAUUUGAAACAUUGCUACAUUUUGACUGAUUUGUCAAAAUGAUCUGUUCACUGCAGUCGAAGUAGAGCUAACAUCCAUUUGUACCUGUUAACAGAACACAGGCAGGACAGUGUCUAUUAUUUCAGAUUAGUCUGAUCAAUGGGUAUUUUUUCAAGUAGCUCUGAAUAAUUAACAUGGCCUUACAAUCUUUCUCUUAUAGGGACUGACAUAAAGUGAAUUGAUUAUGUGCCCAUGACAAAAUAAAUUGAUCCAACACAUCUAAUCCAACAGCAAGCAGAGAGCAUAAUCAUAAAUCAUUACACAUACGUAUGUAGCUACCCAUCCAUGUAUAACCAGGCUACUGCCUUGUGUGCUCCUUAAAAUGUGUUGGUUUUCUGCUGCAAUCAUCAUAUGGCAUGUGUAUGCUAAACUAGUCUGAAAUCCAACAUCUGUGUUUGCAGGAUGCACUUUGAGGCACCCGCAGUGGAUUAAUGUGUCAGGAGAGGCGGGGGGAAAGCGAUAAUUGCAGGACAGGUGGAUUUAGUGAGUCUGGCAGACAAUUAUCAGCACUUUGUCAUGGUCCUGCCACCAGCCCUGACAUUACCUGUCUUUAAUAGGCUUUAAUUAGCCUGGGAAAUUUCAUUUACCUAAGACCAAGAGUGGAGAAACUAAAAGAAAAAAAAAGAACACACAAAAAAAGGCAAAAGUACAGAAUCUGUCUGGAAUUUUAAUGAGAAAUGGGACUAAAUUUGAAAAUGUCAGACAUUUCCCUAUUGUACAGCAGGCUUAAGUUGACUGACUUGUGUGUAAAAGUGGAUAACAUCCAGUCUUGUGGUAAAUGGUGAAAUGUGCUUUGAUUUAGAAAUCACUUAAAACAGUUUUAAAAGGUUCUGUUGAAAACCAUCAACACAUCAUAUGUUGUUUUGAUUGCAUAUAUACCAGGGUUUUUAGGCUAGGGCAUGUGCCACUAACUAAUCACAUGGCAAUUAUUUCUGUCAAUGUUACUUUAUUUGCUGUAUCUCAUGUAUUUCACCAUCAGCUGUAAAUGAUCCUGUCCAUUACACACAUGAGGAGAGGUGUAUGAUAAGAAAAUUACUAAAUCCGAGUUGAUCUAUGUUGAUGUUUUAGUUCUACUCCUUUGUGCAAAUGCUGUGUAACGUGUAACUCUAAAACUAAACGUGUUUACUUAAGGCUUUAGAGUAAACGAUGUCAAUUUAUUCAAAUUUUUCCAGAGAAAUAUAUCAAUAAGUAUACUGUUCCUUAUUUUUGGUGUUUAAGCGAUAUCAUGUAGAUAGAUGUCAUAUUUAUUGCUUAUAGUUAUAGAUUGCUUUGAUUUCCAUUUUUGUAAUCCUUGCAGAUUGUACCCAUUUUGAUUUCCUGCUUGCUUAAUCUUGUUUAAACAGUUUCACCUGUAAAAUAGAAAAUAAGAGCACUGCUGUGUGUAUAGUGUAAGUAAAAAUGUUCAUUUUGGAAUAUUUGAUUUCAUCGGGGGUUCAUUUUGUUAAAAUGAAAUUGUAAAGAUCAAUUUAGGUUUUUAUGGCAUUAAACCUUAUUUGAACUUGG
This is a messenger RNA of Siniperca chuatsi (mandarin fish), 3660 nucleotides long. RefSeq names its product neurexophilin 2a (gene nxph2a). Gene Ontology annotation, molecular function: signaling receptor binding. The transcript has 3 exons. The record is from RefSeq and is a predicted model, not a curated record. Bases 758 to 1549 code for a protein of 263 amino acids. NCBI's taxonomy places the organism in Eukaryota, Metazoa, Chordata, Actinopteri, Centrarchiformes, Sinipercidae.